GCGUCCUGAUAAGAACACGCCCAGCGUGCUGGGAAUGUGAAUGUACCGGCACGAGAACCAUCCUAUGGAAGCGCCCUGUACUCAUCCCUGCUCCGACUUCCGUGCCUGGUUCCUGCCCCUGCCCCUGGCUGCCAAAUACCUACUACCCAAACAUUUGCUUGGUGCCGUCAUUCCCAUUCAUUAGAUGACGAGCGAUCUAUCGCGUUCGAUCUGGAACUGCUCCAAAGGGACAAACACCUGCUUUGCUUGACCCGUCUAUGUGGUCGUGACCUGGUAGUAAUUCCUGCUUCCAGCUUGGCCCAUACUUUAGCGAGGGUUAGACGAAGUCAGCAACCGCCCUUUCUUUAUUAUUUCCAUUACCCUUCAUUCGCGAGGGAACCUAACGCACUGGGUCGCCUCUAAAUCACCUCUUCUGGCAUUAAGUUCGUGCCUUAUUAUUUUACUUCUUUACCAUCGAUACAGGACAAUCAUCAGCUGGAUCUUCAUGCAGCGAUGAACAAGGACCGCAGGGCACAGGGAAUUGAAACAGCUACAGGGAACAGUUCUUCAAGACGUGGAGUCGACAGUAUGUCUGGAAUGGCGACAAGACAUUGUACACAUCAUUCCAAGGGAUUAUCGAGAAUGAGGAGCGAUAGCAACUUACUAGAUAUUGAUGGCGAGCGUAAGGCUGCUAUACCGGAGAUGCAGCAGCGUCCAGCGGAGCCACAGCCACCAGAGCAGCAGGGGAAUUGCAGCAAUGAACUACUGCAGCAUACGUUGGACCAACAGCACAAGGUACUAGAGGAUACAAUAUCAACACCUACUAGCACAUUAACCCCUUCACGGAGUCGCUCCCGUAAUACUUCCAACUUGAGUCUCGAUACCACGUCUAUACAGCUUCACACGAACGCCAGAGGCAGCGAUGCAAAAUCAGAUGUCAGUGCAUUCAGUGAGAACAGCGCCACGAUAGUAGGGCGUACUUUUUCUUUAGGACCAUGCGUAGAGGUUGUCAUGAAGUCCGUUGAGCUGGAAUCCCUGGAUGCAGUGCUCCGUAACCGCAGAUCCAACCGAUCGACGCAUUCUGCAAGCUCCUCCAGGCAACUCCGCCGACUCACAGCCUCAGAGGACAACAAAAACAACACGACACCACCAGAAGGUACUGGUGCUGGCCCAUUAUUGCACUCGAGCCACCGCAGGCUCUCUUUCAGUUCCGUGCGCGACCAUGUCCCAGCAGGAAUCAUAACGGAGCCAUGUGCAGUCAAAAUAUAUGUCGACGAGUCGUCUCCAGGUCAAGAGCCAUUGAAGCAUGUCCCGGUAAUGUCUGAGAGGCAGGCAGAGGAAGGCAGCAGCAGUAGCGGCACAGACGAAGACGACGACUUUGACUGGGAGGAGGAUAAGAUCUAUGAGGACAAGGAGAAGGACCUGCAAGCAAACGCAGAGAGUAUUGCAAUGAUGGAGGGCGAUGUCUGCUGUCAACCGUUACAUCGUCGAGUCCAUCCUUGGGUUAUACGAUUGGUUAAGAACGCCUUUAUUAUCGUCUGUUUCUUGAUCCCAAAGUUCAUCCUCCGCCAUGUGCACACGCACCACCAGAAAACUGUCGUUCUGAUCGAGGAUGGCAAACCGUACAUGGCUGUCGUUAUCGGAAACCAUCUCAGUUACUUUUUGAUCCAGUUCUUGAUCAUGGCUCUGUUCAAGAUUAUCCACAAGUUUGGUUCUGUCAAGGUCAAAAUCAUAUUGGAGACGCACGACGGGUUGGUGCCGCACAUCGCGCGGUCUGUAUGGCUCUUCGUCUUGAUUGCGUUUUGGGUCGUCUUCGUACAUUACCCGACGUGUGCUAAAGCAAAGAGUGGUAUUGAUUUCACAAAAAUGGCGGAAGGUGUGGACAUGGAAUGUCGGCGAUGGAUCUUUUGGUGGGUUCACCGAUGUCUAUGGGGACUUCAGGCCAUGAAUCUCCUUUAUAUCCUCAAGCGGUACACGAUGCAGAUACUCUCAGACAGAUUCGAGCAAGACAAUUCCAAAUUCGUGGAGCUGAACUUUCAAGGACAUGUCCUAGAUGGGCUGCAAAAGAUAAAACCGCAUCGGCAGCAACGCAUACCAGGCCUGCAGGGCCAUCACUAUCGCUGGGCAGAGAAAUCGACUUCCUGGUUAGCAUCGUCAACACACCAAGGAGGAAAAUCGCCGAAUCAGAGUCGACCUAGUUCUUCCAAGGCUGAGAAGCCACCUACCGCAAGCCUCGUCGACGGUAUAACACAAAAGCGUUCAACUUGGGAACUGUUGAAGAACUCGUUUCAGAGGCGCACCGAGGCCAAGGGAACCAGUGUCGAAAAGGCGACCUCGCCUGCCGGAUCCAUUGGAGAGGUAUGCCGGGAUCACGAGUUGGAGCCGCAGGAAUUUGUGAAGAUGAGCAAGAAGCGAAAGUCAAAGCUGAUCCACAGUCUGCGCAACAAACCUAUUGAGGUAAGAUUUUUCCCAUUGCCACGAACAUACUGGUAUAAUAAUUGUUGUUAACAUGCUAACGGUAAUGUGGUUUGUGUAUCUCCAUAGAACCCUUACAAAAAAGCAAAAGACCUGUGGAUCCGCAUAUGCCCGCCUCACCGAAACCACCUUGAACGGGUAGAUCUGGAGCAACCGUUUAAGAAGGAGAUUAUGGAUCGUGUUUGGAAACUGUUUGAUCCCAACGG
Molecule: messenger RNA, 2660 nt
Organism: Gamsiella multidivaricata
Lineage: Eukaryota; Fungi; Mortierellomycota; Mortierellomycetes; Mortierellales; Mortierellaceae
Exons: 1
Coding region: 493-2487 (664 amino acids)
Source: RefSeq, a predicted model, not a curated record